AUGCAGGCCAAGGAGGUAACAGGGGGUCUACCGGCCUUGGAGCUGCUGUCGCAGCUGCUCUUUGGCCCUCCCAAGACCCCCCACCCAGAAUUAUGGCAGAAGAAUUUUGCGCCCGAGGAUCCAGAGGAUGGGCUUCACAUUCGUGGCCAAAGGAUACAGAAUGCCUUUCCUAGAAGGAGCCCUUUGAGACUAGACAAGCUGAAACUGCCUGAGGAUGGCUAUGGCUUGGGACUCCAGGGUGAGUCGAGGGAUUACUACCGGGCGAGCAACUCCCUGCUGCCAUGCGUGCUGAUCGACAAGAGGGGAAUCCCCAUAAGCCUGGCCAUCGUGCAUGCGGCUGUGGGCAGGCGGGCAGGCCUUCCCAUAGACUGCAUUGGCAUGCCCAUGCACCUGAUCAACCGCAUGCUGUUGCCCGGGUCCGAUGAGGAGCGUUUCAUUGAUGUCUUCCGGGGAGGACAGCUGCUCACCAGGCAGCAGGUCAACGCGAUGAUGGUGGCGCUGAUGGACAGCGUGGCGCCGAAUCUGCUGCAACCGCUGUCGCGCGCGGAGCUGUACAUGCGCAUGUGCGUUAACCUGUGCCACAUCUACCGGGUGUCUGGAUCUUCGCACGAGCCGGACAUGCUGCGCAGCGUUCUAGAACUGCUGCUGGCCUGCAACGAAGUCAUUGACUACCGCCGCAUGCAUGCAGCGGUGUGUGAGGAGAUGGGUGAUUACGAGUCAGUGAGGGAGGAUCUUGAGAAGAUGGUGCCUGGUGCAUCCACCACUGGCCAGUUUGCCAUGUCCCUGGUCAGGCGCGAGCAGGAGGUGGCUUCAGAAAGCAAUAGGCAAUUCAGGCGGCCCAGCAAUGGCUCGGUGCUCUACCGGGUGGGAGAGAUAAUGGAGCACAGGAGAUAUGGCUACAGGGGAGUCAUCUUUGGCUGGGACCCGACCUGCACCGCCGGGGAUGAGUGGAUUGCCCAGAUGAAUGUGGACGCCCUGCCAGGAGGCCGGCAUCAGCCCUUCUACCAUGUGCUGGUGGACAUAGGGAGCAGACCCAACCAAUCGACGUAUGUGGCCCAAGAAAACAUCGAAAGAUUUGCCGACAUGCCGAUGGCUCGGAUGGGAUCUCCUAGCGCCAUCAAUCACCCCGAGGCCUUUGCGCGGCGGCCUCAGUGGCAUGUCACACUGAUUGAUGGAGCAGGCGAAGAAGGCCCCUGCAAGGCCUCCAGCAGCAGCACCCUUCACUGGGGCGAGUAUGAGCGGAUAGACUGGCAGCUUGUCCAUGAAGGCACGCACUCCACACUUACGGCCUUCACAAUGGGCAGGCAGCAGGCAAGCUGCUACUGCGUGCGCAAGGGGCUGAUCAGGAAGGCGCACCUGGCGCACAAUCUGAAGAAGUGGGCGGCCAAGCAUCCAGACGGCGCCAUAGCGCGCGGCGUCCCUGAAACACUGAUCAUGGAGGUGGAUGAUGUGGAGUACAUCGAUGAGGCCCUGGCAGAUGUCUAUGAGGUGCGGGAUAUGGAGGACGGGUCAGCGACCUGGAUAGCCAAGCCAUCCAUCACCAACCAGGCCUUGGGAAUCUUCAUCUUUGACCGCGUCUCCGCUCUGAGGGAGGCCCUGCAGCAAGCAGACGGCAUGCGCGAGUGGGUGCUGCAGAGGUACAUCGAUCGUCCUCUGCUGAUCAACGGGCGCAAGUUUCACAUCCGCGCGUAUGUGCUGUGCGUUGGCAGCCUCUCGGUGUAUGUCUACAGCGAAGCUCUGGCCCUCUUUGCUGGAAAAGACUAUGACAGGCAAGCCAAAUUCUUCUCCCACGUCUUCACUUCACAGAGAGAGUGCCUUGAGGCUGUCAGCAAUGAGCUGACCUUCUUCACGUUGCCAAACUGCUUUGAACUGUUUGGCUUUGACCUGAUGGUCGAUGAGGACUGGCAUGUAUGGCUCCUAGAGGCCAAUGCAGAGCCUGACCUGCAGCAAACAGGAGAGAGGCUCAAAGGAGUCAUUGCUGGACUUGUGGAGGGAACACUGGACUUGGUGGCUGGGCCCCUGGAGGCCUCAAAUAGCGAGGCUGCGAGAAACGAGGCAGCGGAUCGGCAAGGGCACUGGCUGAAGGUGUAUGAGAAGCAGAUGGAAGGGCGAGGCCUCGGCAGCUCUGGCAUGCGGAUGCAAUGA
Molecule: messenger RNA, 2145 nt
Organism: Coccomyxa subellipsoidea C-169
Lineage: Eukaryota; Viridiplantae; Chlorophyta; Trebouxiophyceae; Coccomyxaceae
Exons: 14
Coding region: 1-2145 (714 amino acids)
Biological process (GO): protein modification process
Cellular component (GO): P-body
Molecular function (GO): DNA binding
Source: RefSeq, a predicted model, not a curated record